Messenger RNA from Doryrhamphus excisus (bluestripe pipefish), 3034 nucleotides. Lineage: Eukaryota; Metazoa; Chordata; Actinopteri; Syngnathiformes; Syngnathidae. The record is from RefSeq and is a predicted model, not a curated record.
UUUCCAUGCAGUGGCGGUGCUAUAAAAGCUAAGAGCGCAACAACUAAACGCCCAGAAUUUACACGCAUUGGAGCUCUCUUUUAUUUCAGAUAUGUUUCGGGGUGUCUGCGUCCUGCUUGUGGCGCUUUGGCUGCAAUGGCAAGUGGAUGCACAAUAUUUGAGCAGGGAGGCAAUUGAAAACGCUGUUAACGCUGCCAUCACUAAAGUGGACUCUGCAUAUGAAUACUCAAGACAAGAGUGCCUUGAUCGUGUCAAACGGAACGCAGCUAGGCCCCAGGAUGUAUUACGCUUGCUCAAGCAGCCUGUGGGAAUCUCACGUGAGAUAGCCCGAUCAGCUGAUUACAUGAGCAAUGCGAUAGACAUUAUCAAAAGAUCUGCGGAAAGACGUCAGAGACGUUCUAUCAAUGCCACAGACCUGCUGUCUGAGGAAGAUCUGGAGUUCAUUGCAGAACUGACAGGCUGCUCACCUCGACAGCGCAUCCCCUCUUGCAGGACAACACCCAACCUUGACGUCUUUCGCACUGCCAGCAGCGUCUGCAACAACAGGUAUAAUCCCCGAUGGGGUGCCUCCAACAUACCCUUUGCACGAUGGCUGCCUGCUGAGUACCAAGAUGGAAUCUCUGAACCUCGAGGGUGGGACCCUAUCAAAAUUAAUGGAUUCCUUCUUCCUUUGGUCAGAGAGGUGUCUAACCGCAUUCUUACCACACCCAUCAAUGAUGUGGUGAGCGACCAAAUGUUCUCUCACCUCUUGACCACCUUCGGACAGUGGAUGGAUCACGACCUGACUUUCACACCUCAUUCUCCAGUCAUCCGUUCCUUCAGUAAUGGCCUCGACUGCGAUGAGAGCUGCGAGCGCACUGAGCCCUGCUUCCCCAUCGAGAUUCCCAAGAAUGGUCCACGCUUUGGCUCCCAGGAAUGCAUCCCCUUUUUUCGCUCAACAGCCACAUGUGGAUCUGGACCCACAGGCUCCAUCUUUGGCGCCGCCACCAUUCGGCAACAGUUGAACACCCUGACAUCUUAUAUUGAUGCGGGUCAGGUGUACGGCUCGGAUGAUAUCAAAGCUCAGUCCCUCCGAAACCUCAACACAGAUGAAGGCUUAUUGAGGGUCAAUACAGAGUUCACUGACGAAGGCCGAGAACUGCUUCCCUUUACCACUAUGGGAGCCAACUUGUGUGCGACACGAGCUCGGAUCACCAACGACCCCAACGCCGAGGAAGUGCUUUGCUUUUUUGGCGGUGAUGAACGCUCCAAUGAAAACAUUGCUCUGACCUCAAUGCACACACUGUUCUUGCGUGAGCACAACCGGCUGGCUCGGGCUUUGCGCAAACUAAAUCCAAAGUGGGAUGGAGAGAGAAUCUACCAAGAAGCACGCAAGAUCGUUGGAGCAUAUCUUCAGGUCAUCACUUUCAGAGACUUCUUGCCCGCCGUGGUUGGUCCAAAAGUCGUAUCCAAGAAGCUGUCCACCUUCCCUGGCUAUGAUGACACAGUAGAUGCCACUAUCUCUAAUGCAUUCGGAGCAGCUGCCUUCCGAUUUGGCCACUCAAUGGUUCAACCCUUCCUUUUCCGUCUCGACGGGAGCUACAUGGAUCACCCGUUGUACCCUUCUCCAUUGCUGCACACAGCCUUGAACACACCAUGGAGGGUCGUCUUUGAAGGUGGCAUAGACCCCAUCGUGAGGGGGCUUGUGGGUCGACCGGCGAAGCUGAACGUUCAGGAUGCCAUCAUUACGGAUGAACUGAGAGACCUGCUGUUUAAAUUCUCCUUUGAUAUGGCUCUUGAUCUGGCCUCUCUCAACAUGCAGCGUGGACGAGACCACGGAAUCCCAGGAUACAACCGAUGGCGCAAGUUCUGUGGUCUGUCACAACCGCAAAAUGAGAAGGAGCUGGCUGAAGUGCUGCAAAACGAGACUCUGGCUUGGAAGUUGUUAGAACUCUAUGGCACGCCUGAUAACAUUGAUCUAUGGCUUGGAGGAAUUGUAGAACCUCUUGUGUUCGGAGGAAGGGUUGGACCUCUGUUCGCUUGCCUCAUCGGAACUCAGUUCAGCAAGAUUCGUGAGGGAGACCGACUUUGGUGGGAGAACAAAGGAGUAUUUACAGAGGACCAGAGAGUCUCUUUGUCUCGAACGUCAUUUUCCCGGAUAGUCUGUGACAAUACCGGUAUCUUUGAGGUUCCAGAAAACGCCUUCCUGUUCCGGCCCCGGGGCUCCGGUUACACCAAAUGCAGUGACAUCCCUAUGUUUGACCUGACUCCGUGGCAGGAGCCCCCGCAUGACUAUAAAGACUCUGAGAUCCCCACCCCAUACCCACCAGGCUAUAAAACUUCCACCUCGUACCCACCAGACAAUAAAACUUCCACCUCGUACCCACCAGGCUAUGUAUCUACCACCUCGUUCACAACACCAAAAAUCCCGAGGACCACCAUAACAACUUCAAAACCCCAGAUAGACACUACAGUCAAAGGACCUGCUACCGUCCCUGGACCGAAAGACACCUAUCAUGAGAAUGUGGCCUUCUCUGUGCGACUGGGCAACAACUACCCUAGUCCUGGUGUUGCUAUCCCCUUCUACGACAUCAUCUACAAUGCACAGAACAGCUAUAACCCCAGCACAGGAAAAUUUACAUGCCCAUAUACCGGGGUGUAUGAAUUCCAAUUUUAUUGCACAAUCUAUGAGCAUGCUGCUAGCGUAGAUCUGAUGCGCAAUGGAGAGUUGAUUGUGCAUUCAUUCACAACCAAGCAAGAUGGCUACAUCACAGCCAGUGGAGGCACAUACAUAAAGCUGAACGUCGGAGAUGAGGUAUGGCUUGUGGCUAACUAUGGUGGCAAUGGUCUGACCAGAGACAGCUACUUCUUAGGACGGCUAAUAUUCGUUGAAAGUUAAAGCUUGUUUUUUCUUUGUGCCAAAAAGGCAGUGUUGAAAAUUUGAUCUAUUUGGCUUUUGCAUCAUUUACAUACUUUUAAUGUCUGAUUAAGAAUUAAGGUUGGGACAUCCAUGCAAAUAAAUAAAAGAAUGAAUAUUGUCUUUCCACCACAAGAA